AUGAGUACUAUUUGUGAUGAACAACAAAACCACAAGUUUCAUUCCUCUUACCAACCUCUCUCUCCCAAAAAGCCUCUUAGAGAAAUCGAUAUCCCUCCGAGAAAACUUCUCACCCGCCGCACCAUCGCCGCUGACAUGUUCUCCGAUGACACCAUCCUUCAAAAGUAUCUCCCUCACAAUGACUCUGACUCGGACUCCGAUGAUCCUUACUCUUCCGACCAUUUUCGCAUGUACGAAUUCAAAGUCCGGCGAUGCACUCGUAGCCGGAGCCACGACUGGACUGACUGUCCAUUCGCACACCCCGGCGAGAAAGCACGCCGCCGUGAUCCACGAAGGUUUCAUUACUCUGGCAAUGUUUGUCCUGAGUAUCGCCGCGGUGGCUGUAACCGCGGUGAUUCUUGUGAGUAUGCCCACGGUGUUUUUGAAUGCUGGCUCCAUCCUGCUAGGUACAGAACAGAAGCUUGCAAAGAUGGGAAAAACUGUAAGAGAAAAGUUUGUUUUUUCGCACACACUCCUCGUCAGUUAAGAAUCCUUCCGGUAAAUUCUUCAAAGUCUUCGAAUUCAAAUGAACAAUUCUCAUGCAACAAGAAAAAUAACAAGCUUUUUAAUAACCAUGUUGCAUCAAAAUCAAACAAUUGUUGUUUGUUUUGUCAUCACUGUGGUGGUAAUGGUAAUGCUAAUGCUAAUAAUUCUCCAACUUCAACACUUUUUGGUAUGUCUCAUUUCUCGCCGCCGGCAUCUCCUCCUGUAUCUCCGAUGAAGCCUCAGAACGGUGUUUCGUCUCUCUCACGCUAUGGUUCAUUGGUCAAUAGUAAUAAUCUUCGUUAUAGAGAUAUGCUUAUUGAUCUUUUGGGUUCUUUUGAAGGAUUGAAUUUCAAUGACGGUUCAUCUUCAGUUGUUUCUGGUUUACAGAAACAAAACAACAUGGGUUAUUUUGAUGUUCCUGUUAACUCCGAGGAACAGAUUCAGAAACAGUUUCUUGUUUCACCUUCUGCAUCUUUUGAUCAGCAACAACAGCAUUUCAAUAUUCUUUCACCUUCGAUUCAACAGAAUUUGACACCAAUUAGCUUCAACGAUGGUGGUGACAAUAACAUAAACAACAACAACAGUGAUAAGGUUUUUGCCGGUGGUGAUGUUCCUGAUCUCGGUUGGGUUAAUGAGCUACUGAUGUAG
This is a messenger RNA of Lathyrus sativus (Indian pea), 1173 nucleotides long. The record is from the annotation of a GenBank genome assembly. Lineage: Eukaryota; Viridiplantae; Streptophyta; Magnoliopsida; Fabales; Fabaceae.